ACUUCCUUGUUUUGGGGGCUUCCAGAAGGUUCAAAGGAACAGAAGCCAAUUUCUUUUUCAGUCUCAGCCCGGCAGCAGAGCGGGCAGCAGCCGGAGCUCGCCACUCCAGGGGCCAGGCAGCCAGAGCCACCUCCAAACCAGCCAGCGCCAUGGAAGAGGACCGAAGCGACCUGAUCUCCACCCCGGAGCAGACCACCGCGCCUGCCCUGACCAUGCGCUCGGGAUCACGGCGGAUUGUCUGCAGCCGUGGAGCAGUUUACUCUGCACUCUCCAUCCUGGUGGCUCUGCUGCUCGCCGGCCAGGCCGUGACGGUCUACUUCGUGUAUCAGCAGGGCAACCACAUCAGCAAGCUCACCAAGACCACGCAAACGCUGCAGCUGGAGUCGAUGAGCAGGAAACUCCCCCAAGGCAAGUCCUCUAACAAGAUGAAGAUGGCGAUGAUCAGCAUGCCCAUGGCCAUGAGGGAGCUGCCGCUUGCAUCGAAGAUGGAUGCCGGGCCCACGGACAACUCAGGCCCGGCUAGCAACAAGACUGAAGAUCAGGUCAAGCACCUGCUGCUGAUGGGUGAUCCAAGCAAGAUGUUCCCUGAGCUCAGAAACUCCAUGAUGGAGAACCUGAAAAACCUGAAGAACUCGAUGACCUACUCUGACUGGCAGUCUUUUGAGUCCUGGAUGCACAAGUGGCUGCUCUUCGAGAUGGCCAAAAAUCCCCAGACCGAGGAACCCACUAAGAUGCCGGCAGUGAAAGUGCAAACUAAAUGCCAAGCGGAGGCCAGCCCUAGAGGUAUCUACCCAGGCCGAUUCCACCCACAGUGCGAUGAAAAUGGAGACUACCUCCCCAAGCAGUGCCAUUCCAGCACGGGCUACUGCUGGUGCGUCUACAAAAACGGCACCAAGGUGGAAGGCACUGAGACCCGCGAGAAGCUCAACUGUCAUGGUGAAGAGCCCGAGGACUUGCUGUUCUCUGGCGUGGAGCAGCUGAAGCUGGACAAAGAAAUCGCCAAGUAGAGGCAGAUGCCAGGCACCUUCGGCCUCUUGCACCAAGACGCAAAGCCACAGCUCACAUCCCUGCUCUAUUUCCCUCAUGCUUUUAUACCGCUUUCCUGAAUCACAUUAACAGCAGCAGCCUCCGAGCUCCUCUGUUCAGCAUUUAUUAAUAUUUAUCCCCUUAGCACGGCAGGACAUUGGGUUGGUUGUAAAUCCUUGUUUGCUGGGGACUCUUUCUCACCCCAUGCUAAGAUGCACUGCAGAAACCCAGCUUAAUAUUCGGAGAGUUUUUAGACAAAAAAGCACAAGUGUGCCCUUCUAUUCACCUCCAACCGAGGAGGAUGGGGCAUUUCAGUGCCUGGGCCCCUGGGCACCUUUUGGCUAGUCAGGCAGGUAAAGACACCCACACAGGUGCUUUGAGUAGACCCUCAGUCUAUUUGAUGCUAUCUGCAGCAUAGCCCGCAAGCUCAAUAAGCCUCAGAGCAGUUUUUAGGGAGAUAUUAAACAGAGAAGGUGGGACACACGCUCCAUUUUCCCUCCUUUAUGGAAUGACCCAUUGCAGACCGCAGUCACUGAAGCACAGAUGGCCCAGUGCCUCCCAGCACACAGACCACCUUUGUAUAGGGGGUGAAAGCCUCUCCAGUCAAGGCAAUUGUAAAUAAGGAUAGAGAUGGUUUCAUGCUAAGGCCUUUUAGUGCUUUCUUAUACUGAACAGAGCUUGAAUUCAGCAGCAACAGAGGUCCAAGCUUUUUAAUUGCAAUAGGUAAGCUGAAGAGACAUUAGAAACCUAGAGGAGUGCAAGCUUCCUUCCUUUUGUUUUUUAAACCCAUAGGCAGAUAAAGGUUAAGAGGAAAGAAAUUAGAAACUUGGCUUCAUUUGGAUGUAUCUGUAAUGGGGAGGGUAAGAGCUAAUCCUGGAGCUAGAUGCUGGGUGUGAAUGUGUGUGAUCCUGACCUUGAUUCCAAGGGAAAGUUGAUUUCAAAUAAACUUUUGAGGGAGACUG
This is a messenger RNA of Alligator mississippiensis (American alligator), 1988 nucleotides long. It is a transcript of the gene CD74, whose product is annotated as CD74 molecule. Gene Ontology annotation, biological process: positive regulation of type 2 immune response; protein trimerization; immune response. The coding region runs from base 150 to 1007 and encodes 285 amino acids. NCBI's taxonomy places the organism in Eukaryota, Metazoa, Chordata, Crocodylia, Alligatoridae. Gene Ontology annotation, molecular function: cytokine receptor activity; macrophage migration inhibitory factor binding; MHC class II protein binding. The transcript has 9 exons. The record is from RefSeq and is a predicted model, not a curated record. Gene Ontology annotation, cellular component: cytoplasm; membrane; cell surface.